AUGGAAUUCACUAAAGCACUGUGUGAUUUGGGAGCAAGUGUUAACUUGAUUCCAUUGAAUAUUUAUAAUAAAUUGGGUCUGGGGAAUCCCACACCUACCAACAUGAGACUCGUGAUGGCAGACAGGUCAGUAAAGCGACCUGUUGGAAUUCUGUAUGAUGUGUUGGUAAAGGUCUCAAAUUUCAUAUUCCCCGCAGACUUCGUCAUUCUGGACUACAAGGUGGACUUCGAAGUGACCAUAAUAUUGGGUCGACUUUUCCUCACAAUUGGAAGUGUGUUGAUCGAUUUGAUAGCGAAUGAGCUUUUUUUCACGGUGAAUGAUGAAGUUGUGCGGUAUAAUGUGGGAAAAUCAAUGAAACAGCAUGAGGAAAUGAGUUUGUUCUCAGUAGUUGAUUUGUAUUUUGAGGACGAACAGGAUGUGCUUAGAACUACACAACUUGUUAUUGAGCCUUUAGCUGUGGUUGUGAUGAACUAUGAUAGUGAAGGCAUUGAAGAGUAUGAAGAGAUAGUUUUUGCCCUAACUGGCCUAGGCUCAUAUUCUUAUACUUCUAAAAAGUUGGAACUUGACCUGGCUAAUCGACCAACAUCACCAACCAAGCCGUCUAUUGAAGAACCUCUCGUGUUGGAAUUGAAGAAGCUACCUGGUCACUUAUGA
Messenger RNA from Capsicum annuum, 654 nucleotides. RefSeq lists its product as uncharacterized. Lineage: Eukaryota; Viridiplantae; Streptophyta; Magnoliopsida; Solanales; Solanaceae. The coding region runs from base 1 to 654 and encodes 217 amino acids. The transcript has a single exon. The record is from RefSeq and is a predicted model, not a curated record.